UAACAUGUCGGCCCUUGCACGUCUACAUAAUAAUUUUUGUUUUUAAAUCAUAGCUGUAGACCAUAAUCCCCUGUCAGACACCUAGCCAUUCUUGUACUUUGGGAGUGAGUGUUAGGCUUGUUUUUCAUUCAAUAAGUUCUUGUCAGCGCACUCGAGUGUGCUGCUCAUUUUAUUUCGCCACGUCAGCACUCUUUACCGUCUUACAGGUCUAACCUGAGCAUUCAUCUAGAGCAGAGUGAACCUAGAGCCACCAGGUCACCUGCAUCUCACCUACAUAGUCAAAAGCAAAUUCUCUCUCUUAUUUAUUUUAAUUCAGAAAAGUUAAGACCCCUUUACUCUCUUCUCACUCGCUUUUUGUUUUGUUCUGUUCAUUUGGAUGGCUAGAUUAGAGACAUACCCCUUCUGUCCACCCCUUCUUUUUGCACCUCUCUCACUCCAAUGCUGCUUUCAGUCUAAACACUGCUUGUUCCUGGCCCGGCCAGCCCCCACUCGCCCCCAAACAAAGGAAGAAAGGCUGGGCUCUUCUGUGUCUCACACCAAAUGGGGGUCCUAAAACACAUGCUGCAGUUUGGCAUGCUUUUUUCCCUGUAGUCUGAUGGAGGGAUUUCACUGGCUCGGUCUUUGAGAAAUAAAUGGACUGAUGAAGAUAGUGGUUUUUGCUGUGCAAAAAAUAAGAUGGCUUCUAUCCCUAACCAUGCAUUUUGGGUCAUUUGGGUUAUUUAAAACCGUUGAUUCCCUUUAAAAGUUGAAAAGUCAUGGCCCUUUGGCUUUCAUUUUGGAUUUACUUGCUCAAAUAGAUGCCUUCUUUCAGGCAGUGGCUAUUUGUGGUUUCAGAGGGUUUUUUGGGUGUUUGUCGUGAUGUUGUAAAGAGAGGUCUCCUCCUGUUGGUUAGAAGCCCUCUUAUUUGGUGCCUCAGGGGGGCGGGGUGGGGAAGAGUACGAGGGGCCGGCGGCCCCCCACCAGCUCUGUCGCUCCUAACCCCCCGCGCGCUCGCUUAGGGCCUGUGGAGUGUGCGCGCGUCGAACUGUCUGCCUGACCCCUCAGUCAAGCCAACAGAUGCUUUGUAAGGGCUCCAUAGUGCAUUCGAGUAGAGCCUGUAUCAUUUUGGCUGUUUUUUUCCCACCAGUUCAACUUCACGUCCCCCUAUAUUUAUAGAUUACAGGGUUGGGGAGGGUUUGUGUUUUUCCAACACUGUGUCAGCCCUGGGCUGUGCCAGGCAGACAGAUCGCUUUUUGCACUCCACUGCACGCGUCAGACAAUAUGAUUCUAGAUUCUCUAUAUUCUCUAUAGAGAGAAUUAUACUCGCGCGACACAAGCGAUGACCUCUUUAUUUCAGAGCUGUGGAGGCUUCUAGGUGAUUAUGAAGUCUUUAAACCCCAGACUUUUUCCCAUAUCCAUUGGCCAGGAGUCAAGAUGGCAGGACAGGAUAAAGCAAACAAGGUAUUAAACCAUGUAAACAAAGAACAAAAGAAUCAUUGAUUACAUUUCUUUCCCCUUGUAUGUUAUGAUUAUUAAUAUUCCCAGAGCAAUGGGGUCAGUUCGUUUGGGUAAGAUCAAGCCAGUUGGCCUCCCUCCUUUACCUGUAUUUGAAAAUGUGACACGGUAUUGAGAAGUUUGAACCUGUGUGUAAAUCUCAUCUCAGAGCCUUUCUUCACUGUCGACCCCUUGAGAACAUAUUCCUGUUUCUGAAAAUGUACAGUCCUUUCAUUGCAUGGGUUUAAACUGAUGUUAGGUCAUUUUACAUUUAUUUUCUUUUCCUUUUUGUUUUGUUUUGCUUUGUCAAUACAAGUUUUGAUGUCCAUAUGAAAUGUCUUGAUUGCAAACUUUUACUAACGCUCUUGUUUUCUUAUUUUGUCUCUUUUGGUUUUUCCACAACUGAUAUUGUUAUUGAGAAGGUUUCAGGUGGGUGACAGUGUUCCUGCGUAGGUGCGGUCCGGUGGACAGGAACACUAGGGCAGCAUCAGUCUUCUCCUCUUCCAGCUGUGGCCGCCCCCCCAGAACAAAGUCCAAAAAUAUGGCUUGUUACCUGAAGGCAAUUGAAACCCAGCCAAACUUUGCCGUGGCCUGGAGUAACCUGGGCUGCGUGUUCAAUGCCCAGGGGGAGAUCUGGCUGGCCAUACAUCAUUUUGAGAAGGCAGUGACCCUGGACCCUAACUUUUUAGAUGCUUACAUCAACUUGGGCAAUGUUCUCAAAGAGGCUCGUAUCUUUGACAGAGCUGUUGCUGGUUAUCUGCGUGCCCUCAGCCUGAGCCCUAAUCAUGCUGUUGUCCACGGAAACCUGGCGUGCGUGUAUUACGAGCAGGGAUUGAUUGACCUGGCCAUUGAUACUUACCGACGUGCCAUUGAACUGCAGCCACACUUUCCUGAUGCAUACUGCAAUCUCGCUAAUGCACUGAAAGAGAAAGGCAAUGUUUCUGAAGCUGAAGAUUGUUACAACACUGCGCUGCGUCUGUGCCCGACUCACGCAGACUCCCUUAACAAUCUGGCCAACAUCAAGCGAGAGCAAGGCAACAUUGAGGAAGCUGUGCAGCUCUACAGGAAAGCGCUGGAGGUGUUCCCUGAAUUUGCUGCUGCCCAUUCAAACCUUGCCAGUGUCCUGCAGCAGCAGGGGAAACUUCAGGAAGCUCUCAUGCACUAUAAGGAAGCAAUCAGAAUCAGCCCCACAUUUGCUGAUGCUUACUCUAACAUGGGCAACACUCUGAAAGAGAUGCAGGAUGUUCAGGGAGCGCUGCAGUGCUACACCCGAGCCAUUCAGAUCAACCCCGCUUUUGCAGAUGCUCACAGUAACUUGGCCUCAAUACACAAGGAUUCUGGGAACAUUCCUGAAGCGAUUGCAUCGUACCGCACUGCCCUGAAGCUCAAGCCUGACUUCCCUGAUGCUUAUUGUAACCUGGCUCACUGUCUGCAGAUUGUUUGUGACUGGACUGACUAUGAUGAGCGCAUGAAGAAGCUGGUGAGCAUUGUGGCUGAUCAGCUGGAGAAGAACCGCCUGCCAUCCGUGCAUCCCCAUCACAGCAUGCUCUACCCCCUCUCUCACGGUUUCCGCAAGGCAAUUGCAGAGAGACAUGGCAACUUGUGUCUGGAUAAGAUCAAUGCUCUUCAUAAGCCUGCCUAUGAGCAUCCAAAGGACUUGAAGGCCAGUGGAGGCCGUUUGCGUGUGGGUUACAUUAGCUCUGAUUUUGGCAACCAUCCCACGUCCCACCUGAUGCAGUCCAUCCCUGGCAUGCACAACUCUGAGAAGUUCGAGGUGUUUUGCUAUGCUCUCAGCCCAGAUGACAGCACCAACUUCAGAGUUAAAGUCAUGGCGGAGGCUCAUCACUUCAUUGACCUCUCACAGAUCCCCUGUAAUGGAAAGGCAGCGGACCGGAUCCAUCAAGAUGGAGUCCACAUCCUGGUCAACAUGAAUGGUUAUACUAAAGGAGCGCGCAAUGAGCUUUUCGCAUUGCGCCCUGCACCCAUUCAGGCCAUGUGGCUUGGAUACCCAGGCACCAGUGGAGCUCCGUUCAUGGACUACAUCAUCACUGAUAAAGAGACGUCUCCUUUUGAGGUCGCAGAGCAGUACUCUGAGAAAAUGGCCUACAUGCCAAACACUUUCUUCAUCGGAGAUCACGCCAACAUGUUCCCUCACCUCAAGAAAAAAGCGGUGAUAGACUUCAAGUCAAAUGGCCAUAUUUUUGACAAUCGCAUAGUACUGAAUGGCAUUGAUCUGAAAGCCUUCCUGGAAAGCCUGCCAGAUAUCAAAAUUGUGAAGAUGGAUUGUGAUGGUCAAGAGUCCACUGACAGUAACGGUGCCCUCUCUAUGCCCGUCAUCCCCAUGAACACAGCCGCUGAGGCCAUCAUAAACAUGAUCAACCAGGGCCAGAUCCAGGUCACCAUCAACGGCUUCACGGUCAGCAACGGCCUGGCCACCACUCAGAUUUUUACAGUGGAGGAGGUUAUUGUAUCUGGGACUGUAGCAUUGCAGAUUAACAACAAAGCAGCAACCGGAGAAGAGGUUCCCAGAACAAUCGUGGUGACCACCCGCUCGCAGUAUGGCCUCCCUGAAGACUCGAUUGUCUAUUGCAACUUCAACCAGCUCUACAAGAUUGACCCUCCCACCCUGCAGAUGUGGGCCAAUAUCCUGAAGCGUGUGCCCAACAGUGUGCUUUGGCUGCUGCGCUUCCCAGCUGUGGGUGAGCCCAAUAUCCAACAGUACGCUCAGAACCUGGGCCUGCCUGCCGCCCGCAUCAUCUUCUCCCCCGUGGCUCCCAAAGAGGAGCAUGUGAGACGUGGACAGCUGGCUGAUGUGUGCCUGGACACGCCGCUCUGUAACGGACACACCACAGGCAUGGAUGUGCUGUGGGCUGGUACCCCCAUGGUUACUAUGCCAGGAGAGACUCUGGCUUCUCGUGUCGCUGCCUCUCAGCUGACCUGUCUUGGCUGCCCUGAGCUCAUCGCCCAAAGCCGUCAGGAGUACGAAGAAGUUGCUGUGAAGCUUGGCACUGAUAUGGAAUUCCUGAAGAAGGUCCGCGCCCGCGUGUGGAAGCAGCGCAUCUGCAGCCCGCUCUUCAACACCAAACAGUACACCAUGGACCUGGAGAGACUCUACCUGCAGAUGUGGGAGCAUUACGCUGCUGGAGGCAAACCUGACCACCUGGUCAAAAUGCAGUCUCUGGAGAGCAGCGAGAGCGCCUAAGCGAAGCUUGUCCCUGCAUGUGCCCCGUCCCCCAAUAUGUGACGUCACAGAGACUCAUGGAGCCCACAGGUGACUACGAUCGCAGCCAGCUUUUAUUCCCAUGAGCCCGAGUGGACAGCAGGAUGCACAAAGCUGCUCCACUGAGACUCCUCCCUCUUCCCCAUCGUCUGACUAGAUUGAUGUUGAUUGGCUCCACUUUUCAUUUGUUUGUUUCUCUGCUUCUGUAACUGAAGUGGACUUUAUGGAAAAAAAAAGUGGGGUCUGAAAUGAGAAGGGGCAGUCUUACAAUAAUUCAGAAAAUAUAAUCGUAAACAUCACAGAUAGGGGCUUUUUUUAGUUAGGUUUAUGUGCUGCUUGACCUAUUUUAGCUUUGUCAUCAUGACUUUAAUCUGAGGAGCGGAUGCAUACCUCGGAUCACCGAUCUUUUUGCCAACAUUUCCGUAUGCUAUCGAUAGAGAAUUUCCUCUUUAUCAAAACAUGCAAUGUGAACGUGUCUUAUCACACACUGACAGAAGGCCUGCAGACCGCUCAAGUACUGACUCCUGAUUUUUCUUUCUUUUUUGUGAUUUUACCGGGAAAUGUCUAGGUAAGUAUGUUCUAAGCUGUUUUGGUUUUGUACACUGUCUUCCUAUUAACUCGUUUUAUUUAUGCACUGUCAGUGUCAAUUCUGCAAGACUCUUUACAUAAACUGAAAUAAAGAGAUGUGGCAAACCUUGAAGAGAGUUGCACAUACUUGGCUGCGGUUUUGAUUUGUUUUUCAUUCAUUCUUCCAUUCCUUUUAGGAGCUAACACACAGGUUAUUGUGAUUAUACUGCUGUGACGUUGUGCAGGGUGUCUUGUUGCUGACUAAACUUUGAUGUGCACCCACUGUAAAUUUAAUCGCUGUAUUCGCUUCAAUAAAGAAAUGCUAAA
This is a messenger RNA of Carassius auratus (goldfish), 5587 nucleotides long. Its product is annotated as UDP-N-acetylglucosamine--peptide N-acetylglucosaminyltransferase 110 kDa subunit-like. The transcript is spliced from 20 exons. Gene Ontology annotation, biological process: protein O-linked glycosylation. Lineage: Eukaryota; Metazoa; Chordata; Actinopteri; Cypriniformes; Cyprinidae. Gene Ontology annotation, molecular function: protein O-acetylglucosaminyltransferase activity; protein binding. Bases 2015 to 4675 code for a protein of 886 amino acids. The record is from RefSeq and is a predicted model, not a curated record.